Molecule: messenger RNA, 1559 nt
Organism: Penaeus monodon (black tiger shrimp)
Lineage: Eukaryota; Metazoa; Arthropoda; Malacostraca; Decapoda; Penaeidae
Product: phenoloxidase-activating factor 1-like
Exons: 9
Coding region: 18-1145 (375 amino acids)
Biological process (GO): proteolysis
Molecular function (GO): serine-type endopeptidase activity
Source: RefSeq, a predicted model, not a curated record
GCAGCUACGCCAUCAGAAUGCACUACCGGGUUCCCACGAUCUCUUGCGCGGCGGCGGUCACGCUCCUUGUUCUUGUGACAUCUGGAGGGGCGACGAGAGAUCGAAGGCAAGCCAGGUGCAGUGCCGGGGCACCAUGCGUCCUCGUCGACUCCUGCCCCCCUGUGAAAGCGCUCUUCCUGUCUCCCAACGCAGGCGACAAGCAUAGGGCCCAGCAACUGAUUUGUGGAAGAGAGGGCAGACGUCUUAAGGUAUGUUGUGGCUCCUCAAACGUGACGCCAACGCCAAGACCCAUAGAUGUAACUCCCACCAGCAACCCCGGGGGGAACGGGAACGGACAGCUAUUGCCCUCAAACUGCGGACAGACCUCUAACUUGAAUAAAAUAUUCGGUGGCGAAGCUACUGGUGUUGGCGAAUUUCCUUGGAUGGCUGUUUUGGGGUAUAAAGCUCCAGGUAGCAGUGGCUCUCUGGACUGGGAGUGUGGAGGAGCUCUCAUCAACGACCGUUACGUCCUGACAGCUGCUCACUGCGGCGAUCCAGAUUUUCUGUUUGGCUCUAUUCUGACUGCAAUCCGUCUCGGCGAAUACGACUUCUCCAAGAGCAAGGACUGCAACUCAGCUGCAGACUUCUGCUUGCCCCCUGUGCAAGACUUCACGCCUGAGCAAGUCGUCCUCCAUCCUUCCUUCAACAAGCGUGCCCCCGAGAGUGACGAUAUUGCGCUCAUCAGACUGAACAGGAGGGUGCAACUGAACGCUGGCGUACACCCGAUCUGCCUCCCUGCCGCUGGCUUAAACGUCGGCUCCUUCCUUAACGGCAGAGACGCUAUCGUGAUUGGCUGGGGACAUACAGAGAGGGGCACAAAUACCCAGGUGCUGCAGAAAGUCUCGCUGCCUUUCGUUGAUCUCGGCACCUGCAAAAGAAUUCACGCAGGAGAAACACUGGUUAACGAACAGGUGUGUUUCGGCGGAAGGGCGGGACAAGACUCAUGCAAUGGUGACUCCGGUGGCCCUCUCUUCUUGAACGCUGUCCCUGGCACCAUCCUGGGCAUCGUGUCGAAGGGCGGGGCGUGUGGGAGUCCCGGCGUGCCUGCGAUCUACACCGACGUCGCCUCCUACAGGGGCUGGAUCGUGCAGAAUCUCAAACCUUAGGGCCAAAGUCGCUUAUUUUUCCUACGGCCUGUGGUGUAGGCGACUUACAAAGCUUCUUUUCAUUGUUGAUUUAUUGUUGAUGUUAAAUGUUGGAUUUUUUGUAUUAUUAUUUUAUUUUAUUGUUCUCGAGUUUAAACAGCUACAGGAGAUUAGUUGAACAUGUCUUUUGUUAUUCUUUUAUUUCAUUUAUUGUUAUCUGUAUGAUACUUGAAGUGUCCGAAUGAAAGAGCUUUAUAUAAUGUGGGCAAUGAAAUGCAUAGAAACAACUGUUAUCUUGUGAUUGAUGUCUUUUGAUCAAUUUAUCGUAAUCAGGCCUAUCUAGUUAUCUGUUUACUUAUCAAUUUUCAGACGUUUUAAGCAUCCAUGUUUUUUUUUCUCCAGAAAUGUGAUCUAAAUAAAAAACAGAUAGUUUUG